GCGAACCGCCGUCGAAGCAGCGCUGCCCGGAGCCGCCGCUAUGGCUGCGCGAACCGAACUGCCCUGACCGCAGCCAACGCCCGCGCCCGAUCGCGCGAAACGCCAACUCUUACUCUACUCAAUCUCCACCUCAACCGGAUGGUUCAAGGGUCGAGUGCUCUCUGUUCCCCACUUCUACCCCCCCUCAAACCUCUACGUGUUAUUAUUAUGUCGCCGAUUUGAAAACACUGCUACGCGGAGCCUAAGUUUCAAUCCUGUUAGACUCGAAGUACUGGUGUUGCAAGGUCUCUGUGAUUACUCCCACGGUGUGUUCCACUUUAGACUGCUCUAAUGCCUUGUUGGUGUCGGGCGCUGCGCGCGGUCGCGAGCGGCUCGCGCCCCAUGCGGCAGACGCCCAUGGAGGUCGGCUAGCGACGCGCGCGCACCCGGCCCCACCGCGUCCGUCCCCGCCCCGCCGCUCGCUCUCCCCGCCCCGCGCCGACGAGGCCAUGGAACUCGCGGACGUGCCGCGACACAGACCCCUCGCCUUCGAUAAGAUUGAAACUUUGCUAAAAGAACUGCAAGAUCCAGUAACAGGGGUCACCAUUCGUACUCAGAAAAACUUUCUCUCCUUCGUCCCAUCUGCUUUUACGGGACAAGACCUCGUCGAAUGGCUCGUGGACAGGUUACAGUUUGAUGAGAACACAGAAGCGGUGCACUUCUCCAAUAUUUUGUGUCGAUACGGCUACUUCUUCCCUGUCAGCGAUCUGAAAGUACUUGCUGUAAAAGAUGAUAGUUCUCUCUAUAGAUUUCAAAGUCCAUAUUAUUGGCCGUGGCAAGCCUCUCGGGUGGCUGGCAGUGGCUCUACCGUCCCCACACUAGGACCCGACAACAUCGAAUACGCGAUCUACCUCGUCAAGCGGACGUUACGUAACAAACAACGCCAUGGACUUGAGGAUUACGAACAGGAGGCGUUUACGAACCUCAAAAAGAACCUCUCUGCUAAGUGGGAUUUUAUUACAAUGCAAGCGGAGGAACAGGUGCGAUUGGCCAAGGACAGAAAGAAAUGGGAUAAAGUUGUAAGUGAUAGUCAGGAACGGGCGUACUGGAGGGUGGCCAGACCUCCCCCGGGUCUGCCCAGCAUGCUGGAGCCUUGUCCUGUGCCCAUACGAUGUCGGCAUCCUAGACCCAAGAAAAGAACGAUGCAACAAAUACAGAGAGAGAUCGAACAGCUGAAGGCUUGUUUGGAUCGGACACGAGUGAAGACAUCAGUGGCACUGGAAGCACUCUUAGCAUAUUCUGAAACAUACACGCCGUAUGAUCCCUGGCUGACCCCUCCGCAGCCAUCGAACCCUUGGCUCAGCGACGACACGAUCUUCUGGCAAAUCAACAGUCCUCUAGUGGAGGUGCCCAGCGAGAAGCGAGUUCAGCGAUGGGCCUUGUCGAUAGAUGAGCUGGUGUCAGAUCCAACAGGCUUGCAGGAAUUCACAAGUUUCCUGAGGAAGGAGUACUCUCAUGAAAACAUUCGGUUCUGGCUCGCUGUGAUGGAUUUACGCAGAAGUAGUACGAAGCAAAUACCCAAGAAAUUGGAUGAAAUCGUUGAAGAAUUUCUAAAGCCGGGAGCACCGUGUGAAAUAAACAUAGAUGGCGCCACUGCCGACCGCGUCGCGGAAGGUGUUCGCAGCGGGUCGCGGUAUGCGCUCGACCACGCGGCUGAUCACGUGUACGGCUUGUUACUCAAGAAGGACUGCUAUCCGAGAUUCGUGCGCUCGGAUCACUUCCAAAGACUACUCACGGAGGGACGGAAUGUACAUCAGAAAAAGGCUAAAUUCUUUAACUUCGGUGGGCAAGUGAAGAAGAAGCCGACGAGUGCGAGUGCUAGUGGCAGUGCGGGGUUGUCUCGGCGACGCGGAUCGGAUCGCUCGCUGUCGGGCUCGGCGCACGAGCUAGCCGUGUGUGCCGUGCAGCAGCCAAGACUGCCUGAGCCGCCGCCGCACAGCCAUUCGCAGUCGAAUCUGUGUGAUAUACCCUUUAGAGACCCUUUGGAUGACGAUUCGUCUGAAGUAGUACCAUGGGAGAAUUCCAGUAGAGAAGCGCAUGGUGCGAGACGACGACAAGAUUCCGCUGCCGAUUCCGGAAGCUCAUCAUCCGACGUGAGUGCUGUUGUGGGCAGCGAACGUAUGAGACGUCUUCCGCAACAGAGCACAUUAGACGGCGGCCUGAGAGGUGCCCCGCCACCCUUACGAAGACUAUCUGCCGUUGAACCGAGGCAUUUAGCUCCUCUUGCGUCCCCCCCACAUUCACCACGUCAAAAGCGCACCGUACCCACUUCACAGAUACAAUCUACGCAUCAUCCAACGCCGACCAUCAGCGUGAGUUCUGCCCCUGAUGAUUCUGGAGACUCACCACCUCGGUCACCUGAUGAAAGACGCUCAAACAUACAAUCAGAGGAACCAUCAUCAGUUUUCGCGUCCAUGGACGCAACGCCGACCGAGCCUAGCACUUCAUUUCCCGAGCGAGGUCUAUUCGAAAAUUCAGCUGAUGUGCAACCUGAAACAUCAACAGAAGUUCUUGUGUCCAUCAGUGCACCAGUGAGUGCUGAAGAAUUUUCUCUAUUGAUGAAACAGGAUUCCCAAGAUGUUCAGAAGUCUUCAGAAGAAGCCAUUUCAUUGCACUACCAACUGUCUGGAGAAUCUUCCAAUAAAGAUAUCAGCAUAAAACUAGGCGAAGAUGUUUUGAGUCAGUUGUUUCACGAAUCUUCUACUAGAGAAAGUUUAGUUUGUAAAGCUGUAAGUGUGAAAGAAGUACAAGAAGACAUUAGACGUCAGGAUACUGAAAGAAUUGAAUACGCUGUGGAAAAUUUAACCCGACCGGGGAUUGUGAGGCAGAAAAGUCUAUCAGAAAUUUCUUCGCCACCGACUAGUAUAUCUGAUAAAGAGAUUUAUUCACGAUCUUCUGAAACUGCACGGGUUGCAGUAGCACCACUAGCCACAUGCGAGGACAUCAACGAAGAUGAUAAUGUGGACAAAGUGCCUUCGAUACCACAUGAAGUCUCGGAUGAUCUUCCGUCUGAAGCUGAUGAAAAAAAUUUUGCUCACGGAGAUAGACUGUCUUCUGAAACCGGUGUUGUUAAGCAAGAAAGUAAAAUAAGUGUUAGUGAAAGAAAGCAACGUAAUGAUAUUUGUCCUUGGGAAGAUGAGAAUUCGUGCGAAACUGAAGCUCCAUUCGUUAAAACUUAUGCGACACUUGGAUAUUUAUAAUUAAUGUAGACAAAACAAUGAGAUCAGGGUUGUGUAGCGACUGUUGCGUUAUUGUAGUGCGUAAUUACUCGGUGAUAGCGAAUUAUACACUGAUCUCUAUUAUCCCGUUGUAUUCAGUGCAUUGUCACGGCAAUGAGCAGCGCUGUGGGCAGGGGAGGUGUAUUAACACGAUUCUGCUAUACUUAUGUGUAAUAGAUACAAAUAGUAAGUCAACUUCGUAGCUAGAAGUAGCAAGGAAGGGGUGCAGUAUGAAAGAGAGCGGCGUCCCCCUCCUACCCGCGACUUCUGUGAACGUACCGAUUCGCUUAAUUGCGCAUCGGUCCUCGCAUCGGGCAUUAAAACGUAUACACGACCUGACAGCCCGAUAAAGCGUGAUUUGAUCUGUCGAUGUGUGGGUAAUUAUUCAAAAUAUUAAGGAGCUAUUUCUAAGGAUGGCUGACUGUUUACGACUUUGCAAUAAAAAUCAUAGAUUCGAUUUCCUCUUGGAUGUUUUGCUUUUUUAUACGCUAGUAUAAUGUAAGUGCAUGCAUACAGUCAUGUCAGUCAAGACACACGGGCUGACCCACUGUUAGUUUUAAUUACACAUAUUAUGACACUGCUCAUCCUGAUAAUUGCAAUUUUUGUACAUUUUAGGCAUUAUUCGCGAGUACUGAAUAUUGUUAACAAAUGGGAUAUAUUAUGUAACUUUUGGUAAAGUGGACAGGCCACUAUAGUCCGACAACUUCGUGCACGACCGUCUCACGGGGUGACAGACGCAGGCGGGGACGAAGUACUAAGAUGUCAGCGGGUAGCGGGUGGUGUUGCGGGGAAGGGCAGCGCGUGAGACUUCCGUAACGUCACGAAGUUGUUGGACUAUAAUAAAGUAUAAACUGAUUUCAAUUUGAUAUUCGAAAUGUGAGGGUACUUUGAACUUAGUAAUAUAUUACUUGUAGCAUAACGUUUUGUGAAAAUAAUUUCAUUGUACACUCAUCGUUGCACUUUUAACGCCUGUCUAGUUUAUUUACGUUACAGAGAUCAGUGUUAAUGUAUUCCUUAAAUUUGCUUCAUAAAUUAUAUAAACUCUCGCCUCUACGGUACUGGAAUCAUAUUCCUUAUUUGUAAGCGUUUUCGAGUAUUUCUCUAAAUAGUUAUAUCGUAUAAACUUCUAUAACGAUUGUAUAUUGCAUCGUUCUAUUUUCAAAAAUAUUCAGAUCCAACGUGGUUAGAUGAAUAAAAGACGUACUUAUAAAAAUAUAAAUUUUAAUGAAAUAUAUGAUACAUUAUUUGCAAUAAUAAUUUUAGAAAAGCGUUGUAUAAUUUAUUCACAUAUUGGGUUCCAUUACAACGAUAUUUUUUGAGUAUAAAACAAGUACAAUGUUAUCAAUAGGGACAAUAUCUUAUGAAAUACCAAUAGAUACUUUGCUAAUUAGAUAGUAAUAUAUGUGCCUAUAAGUAGUUCACAAAUUUAAAUAAUAGAAAUUAUAUAUAAUUAAUUAAUAAUGCCUAUUCUGUUGUUGGCACUGUUAACGAAAUGUUAUUGUAAAAAUCACGUUUCACAUCAAUUUCUUAGUAAAAAGAAGGAUGGAAAUAAAUAAAAAAAGCUUCUCAAAGGCGCGUGCUACCACAUUUAGAAAAACCGUUGGGAAAUUGUGAAAACUCUUGUUAAUUAUAGUUUAGUGCUGACAGUUUUCAGUCUUUAUCACCAGACUUCCCUACAGAAGCCAUCUGCGUCUCUUUGUGUUCCUGGAGGACAAUUUGAGGGCACCUUUAUCAUACUCCUUGGUACAAACUCUGGUAUCAGCUUCCCAGCACGAUGCGUUUCAGUUUGCAGAACCGCUGAAGAUUCUUUUGUACGUUUCUGUUCAAAUUUUUCUUCAACUUGUAUUUCUUUAGAAACUUUAAUCUCAUCUGCCAUAUUUAUUUUCUAAAAACAAUAUAUUUCUAUUAGUAUCCUAGCUUAAGGUCAUUGGCCUUCAGAUUGUUUUAUAGAAAUUAUCGAAGUUAGUUUGUGAUCGCUGAAAAUAAAACAAUAAGUAUGAGUCUUAAUAAUAAAUUAUCUAUAUGUUGAAAGUUGUACCUAAGUGUUGCGUAGAUUUUAAGUGUCUGAAUUUAAUAAAAAAUUUCGUAAAUUGAUUAAAAUAACAUUGUUGUAAUAUGUAAACAACAUACAUAUUAUAUUGUUUUCGCUUUGUGAGACGAUUUUAGAAAGAUAAAUUUUUAAAUGUUACAAAUUAUUUUAAUUAGGUUAAUAAAAUAAUCUAGGUAACAUUUUAGGUGUUAUGAAUAUUUUAUCAAAAAUAAUUAUUUUGCAGAUUAAAUAGUGUACAUUAA
This is a messenger RNA of Leptidea sinapis, 5549 nucleotides long. RefSeq lists its product as uncharacterized. The transcript is spliced from 13 exons. Bases 489 to 3239 code for a protein of 916 amino acids. Gene Ontology annotation, biological process: regulation of G protein-coupled receptor signaling pathway; G protein-coupled receptor signaling pathway; intracellular signal transduction. The record is from RefSeq and is a predicted model, not a curated record. NCBI's taxonomy places the organism in Eukaryota, Metazoa, Arthropoda, Insecta, Lepidoptera, Pieridae.